Messenger RNA from Malaclemys terrapin pileata, 13305 nucleotides. RefSeq names its product ALF transcription elongation factor 2 (gene AFF2). The record is from RefSeq and is a predicted model, not a curated record. The transcript has 21 exons. Lineage: Eukaryota; Metazoa; Chordata; Testudines; Emydidae. Gene Ontology annotation, cellular component: nuclear speck; nucleus. Gene Ontology annotation, biological process: regulation of RNA splicing. Bases 78 to 3878 code for a protein of 1266 amino acids. Gene Ontology annotation, molecular function: G-quadruplex RNA binding.
UGGCCGGCCACUUCUAGCCAGGCUGGGGAGGGCAGGGCAGGGGGGGACCAGUUCUGAGUCUCCCCCAUCAGAGCGUUAUGGAUCUAUUCGACUUUUUCAGGGACUGGGACUUAGAGCAGCAGUGUCACUAUGAGCAAGACCGGAGUGCACUUAAAAGGAAAGAAUGGGAGCGAAGAAAUCAAGAAGUCCAGCAAGAUGAAGAUCUCUUUGCUUCAGGUUUUAAUCUCUUUGGGGAACCCUACAAGACAAAUAAAGGCGAUGCCCUUGCUAACCGUGUCCAAAACACAUUGGGAAACUAUGAUGAAAUGAAGGACUUGUUAACCAACCAUUCUAACCAGAGCCACCUUGUCGGAAUCCCAAAGAAUUCUGUACCACAGACUCCCGUUGACAAAAAUGAACAGAACUUUUUUCCAGAACAGAGAAACAGGAUGAUCCCGUCUCACCAGAUCAGCGGUCACUCGUCAACGUCAAUGCCCCCACCUUCUUCACUGUCAUCAAAUUCUACUUUGCUACACAGUCACCAGAGCAGCAGGAAAUCCAGGACAGAUUGGUCACGUGGUGGUCACAACUCUAAUGGUGCACAGCCAAGCCAACCCAGUAGUCAACAGAGUAGGACAAAGCAUAGCUCUUCACAUGACCAGCCUCAAGGCAGGUACGACGAUCUCUACAGCUGUCAGAGUGAGCAACAUAAAAAUGGAGGCGCUGAGGAAGCAAACCCGGCUGCAUCAUCUUCACAUUCACGGAGGCACAAUCAUUCCAAAUCAACAACUGGAGAACAUUCUUAUAAAGAAAACAGUCAUUCCAAGUCACCUGUAGAACUUGAGUUUGUAGGGCACGGUCCUGGAUCUCCACUUCCUUCUACAUCUUUGUUAUCUGCAAACAAUGGUCUCUCAACCCAGAGUUUCCCACCAGGACUGCACUGUAAAACUAGCAUGGUCCAGCAAAAGCCUACAGCUUACGUAAGGCCUAUGGAUGGUCAGGACCAAGUACCUAAUGACUCACCUGAACUGAAACCUCCAAUAGAAAUUGAGAGUGGAUAUGGAAAUCAAUCAUUUGGAACACUGUUGGAAGGAAAAGCUAAUGCACCCAGUUCUAAGAAUAAAUUACCAAAGCUUACCAUCCCUCAAGCUAGUGAGGUUAGCCUUCCCAAUGACUCCAGCUGUGUGGAAGAAAUAUUGCGGGAGAUGACCCAUUCCUGGCCUCCACCUCUUACUGCUAUUCACACCCCCGGCAAGGCUGAGCAGACCAAGUUUUCCAUCCCAAGCAAGGUGCAGGAUUCCCAGCACCCGACCUCAGGAUACAAUGUACAAAAGUGGAGUGAUCCAGCAGGGAAAUCUGCCACCAAGUCAGUGCCACAAAAGUCAAUGCUUGAAGAUGAUCUAAAACUCAGCAGUGAUGAAGAUGACCACGAACAGGCUGCCGAAAAGACAAAACCUAGAAACAUUCCUGUAAAUGGCCUUCCUUUGCAGACAGCACACGGUGCAGUUUUAGCACAUUCCAGCGGAGGCUCUGGGAGCUCAAGUGAGUCCGAGAGCAGCUCCGAGUCCGAUUCCGACAGCGAAAGCAGUUCCAGUGACAGUGAGUGUAACGAAGAGUCACGCAGCGCAACUCCGGAGCCUGAACCUCCUUCAACAAACAAGUGGCAGCUGGAUAAAUGGCUAAAUAAAGUGAAUCCCCAUAACAAGACCAUUAUCAACAACCAAAAUGAGACUCAUAGUGAGAACAGUUCUCAGUCUCAGAGCAGCCAACAGACUGAAGGACAAAACAAAGGGAAGCUUAAUAACAGUCUGCCCCAGACCGAUUCCAAAGACAGGGCCGUCCUUAGUCCCAUCCGGGAGAAAGCCAAACCACGAGUUGCCCAGAAAACUCCAGAGGCGAAAAGCUCCAAGCAGAAGUCACCAGCUUAUAAUGAGCCAACUUCACAAAGGACUCCUGGGAAAAAGCAACCCAAAAAGGUAGAAAGGACUUCCAGUGUAGAAGAGUAUAACUGGCCCAAACCAAAUAAUACCAGCAACACUCCCAAAGAAAAAGAUACACAGGAACCACCAGAGCAGCCAAAGGUUCGCACAAAAGCAACAGCUGGAAAGACAGCUCCAAGAAAAGAACCACGGACUAGCACGGGACUUGCUUCUGAGAAGAAAAAGUACAGAGGCCCUAGCAAAACUGUCCCUAAAUCCCGUGAAUUUAUUGAAACCGAUUCGUCUACUUCUGAUUCAAACACAGACCAGGAAGAGAGCCUGCAGGCUAAAAUAUUACCAGCUUUCAGUGGGCCUGCCAAUGGCCUCAAAGUAAAAGACUCCAGUAGUAACAUCCUCAGUGUAAGUAGUUUAACUAGCAACAGCAGCAACACAUCAAUAGACCAGACCAGCAAUGAUUUAGAGGAACAACUCUUUUCACCGAUCCCAAUUGUGCAAAAUGAACUUCUGUCCCCACUGAGGGAAUUUGAAGAACUCAAAUCCCUUUGGGUGAAAAUAGAUCUUAGUUUACUCUCUAGAAUACCCGGACAAGACCCUGGUGAGACAGUGAGUGUGAAAACUGAACCGCGAGAGGCAAAUGUGAAACACAGGCGACAAUCUCGAGAGUCCCCCACCGCAGCCGCUGAAAAGCCCGCCACAAAAUCCAAAAGGAAGCACAAGCAGUCCGAAAGCUUGGAUACGUUUGGUGAAACCAAGAAACAGCGUCUGGAGGACACCUCAGCCUCAUGCCUACUUCCACCAUGUAUUUCUCCGAUACCUAAUCACAGAUUAACCAGCACUAAAGACGGGAGUUCAGUUAAAAAGGUGACUAAGAAAAGAGAAGAGAAGUUGUUCCCUCCUCCGUUAUCCCCGCUGCUGGAUGAGCCAGCACACAGGCGGCACAGCAGUGACAACGGCUCCUUCAGCCAAGAGAACAGCGUCACAAACUCCUUGCAGACCGGCAGCGCUUCCUCCUCUUCUAAAUUCGGAAAGAAUGAGAACAAAUCCUCUUCGCACCCCAAAGGAAUCUGUGAGGAGGAAUCUCGCCAUAGACCAACAAACAGUCUCCUUGAUACCAACCAUCUAGAAACAGACAUCUGGUCUACAAUGCCUACACUCUCCAAUGGGAAAUCUGAGUCAAGAAGACCUAAAAUAACAUUUGAUGACAUGCUUCACAAUGCAGACUAUUACAUGCAAGAGGCUAAGAAGCUAAAGCACAAAGCGGACGCACUGUUGGAGAAGUUCGGCAAAGCAGUGAAUUAUGCUGAUGCUGCUCUCUCCUUCAUUGAGUGCGGGAAUGCUAUGGAGCGAGAUCCAUUAGAAGCUAAAUCCCCAUACACCAUGUACUCAGAGACUGUGGAACUCAUCAGGUAUGCAAUGAGACUCAAGAAUUUCACAGGCUCAUCUGCCACAGAAGGAGACAAGAAACUAGCAGUUUUAUGCUACCGAUGCUUAUCACUCCUCUACUUGAGAAUGUUUAAACUAAAGAAAGACCAUGCUAUGAAGUACUCCAGAUCUCUGAUGGAAUAUUUUAAGAACUCUUCAAAAGCCUCCCAGGCCCCCUCUCCUUGGGGAGGCAAUGGAAAGAGCACAGAGACUCCAUCCCCCAUGUCUCUCAGUCCAUCUCCAGUCAGUUCUGUAGGGAGCAGUACAGGCACUGCUGGGUCCUCGUCAGCAGGAACCAUCACCAUCCCCCAGCGCAUCCACCAUAUGGCUGCCAGCCAUGUAAAUAUCACCAACAACGUCUUGCGGAGCUACGAGCACUGGGACAUGGCCGACAAACUGACUAAGGAGAACAAAGAGUUCUUUGUAGACCUGGACUCAGUCAUGGGACCAUUAACACAACACAGCAGUAUGACCAGUCUGGUCCGUUACGUUCGACAAGGACUUCACUGGCUCCGCAUGGAGGCGCAUUUGUUGUAGUGACUGCUGCCCUCUUCAUAACAUCCCCAUCGGUCUACCUCUACCAGCGCACAGACGAUCACUGGUGGAACUCCGCUCAUUUCUGGAACUUGAUUCAUGUAACUUCAUUUUUAUUGCCUUUUUUGAUAUCUUAUCUAUUGGAAGUAGAAGUCACCAUAAAUGGAACUUAUGACUCAAGAGCAGUAUGUGUUGUACCAUCUAAUCAUUUUUGACAAUUUCUAUGCCUUGCGUCUCCUGGAUCCUGCUAUCCUUAUGUGCUUUAUGGAACGGUACAUUCCCUGCAGUAUUGUUUUAAGUCGACACUGCCUUCAAGUGAAAAUAAAAAAAGCACUUUGAGAAGAUAUGGAUUCCUGAGAAAUAGUACAAAACGUCUUAAAUAUAUGAGGGUAUAUACGAAAAUUCUCUUCUGAAAUAAAUUAGCAGAAGUUAUAGCCAUUCACUCAGAAUUGUCCUCUGAACCCAAGCCAAGCUGUUCACUGCUUAGUUCUGGCAUCGUUACCUGCAACUGUUUAUUGCUAAGAUUUCCUACUUUAUAUAGGCCUGAUCUCUAAAAAAGGACUCUGGACAUCUUAUAGGUAUGUAGCGUAAAAUCACCAAAGGUGUUAAGAGAUAAAAGAUUGGGAGGAAUGAUUAAAGAAAGAUGCCACACUACGCAAUGAGGUUUUGAUAUUCUUUUCUGUUUAUUGUUGGCUUAACAGUUUAAGUGGGCAGAACAAGGCAGUUCAUUAGGCAAUUUCAAAAUGUUAGCUUUCAUAGUCUUAGCUACCAUUCAUGUACUCAAUCGGUGAAUUUUCUUUCAGUCCUACUGUUUGGUCUCAAGCAAAUAUUCCUCCAUGAUUUUUCUUGGCAAAACAUUCUCCUCUUGCAUAGCGACUCAGUGACAGCACGUCUUAACAGGAGUGCUACAUUAUAAACAUUGAUAUUGUAUGUGAAAGUAUGGAUUCUUGAUGAUAUUCGCUAGUAAUUUAACUGACUACUGCUGAGGCACUUCUAAUGCCCUGUGGCAUUAAUUUACACCUGUUUUGUUGAUUUCAAAGCUUUAGAAGCAGAUAGCAUUAUCUUACUUUCUUGAAAACAAUGAAAAAUUAAAGGAAAUCACUAGAUUUACCCAAAAGCAACAUAUUUGCUUCAUAAUGGCCAUGAAUACUUCAGUCUCCCUAUUCUCCAAAUUACCCAUUUUCCAAGUUCCAUUUUUAUUUAACCACGCUGUCCUAUUUUGACCAUUCCUUUAACACAUGCAUAAUCAUGAGACAAUUCAGAGAAAAUUUCAAAGCAAUCUUGAAUAAAUGAGACCAUUUCAUUCACUCAUUCUUUUUCUUCUAAGCUGCUCUGCUCUCGUGGCAGCCCUGCAGGAAGCAAUGGUGCAUGAAACAAAACAAAAUGAAUUUAUAUCGGUAAUUCACAAGACUUUAAAUGGCCUCAUAUCAUUCUUGAUGUAAUGCCGGCACACCUUAUCAAACUGUAAAUUUCAUUUAUAUAAACAAAAAAAAAACCCUCCCGGCAAUGUAAAUAUCAUUCUGUGUCACAUCUCACUGAAAUAACACGACAGGUGUAUUAAGUAUCAUCCAGACAUUAUUUAAUUGUAAUUGCCUUUUGAUAUAUAAGCCUGUAUAUCCUUUAAUCGGGCAAGAUAUUAGAUUCUACUCACUGGAUUGUGACCAGGACAAAUUUGCAUUUAAAAGGUUCAGACUGCUAGGUUUUUAAAACAGGCCUUGCACAUUUCCAAUAAGGAUUGUGCCCAAUCCAUAUUUUAAGAUAAACUUCUCUUUUUAAACAAUUGUGUAUUAGCUCCUAUUAAUAAAUACCUUUUAAAAUUCUAUAAGUUCCACAGCAAGGUCUUGUAAAUGUAGCCAGGGUGGGAAGUAUUUCAUUAGAUAAAUCAUGCUGAUAGGGUAGUCUAUAAAGGACAGAACAUACAUAUCCUGGCUUAUUUUCACAUUCCUGUUACUACAGUAAACGUGCCCUUAUCUGUUCUUUGAGGGGUUCAUUAACAUGGCUGAAACAUGAAUCCAAAAGAACUUAUCAUGCUGAUUCUGGCCCCUUUCUCUAAUGAAUAAAACCAGGAUAGCAAGAACCCUCCAUAAACAUAAAAAGAGGGUGAUUUUUCAAACAUGCACCUUUUUUUUAACAAAUGAGCGUAAGUGUUUCUGAUAACUGAAGUAUUAAUAGGUUGGUUGUGACCUAAGUUUUCCAUUCUCUUUGUAAGGCCUCUCUUAUUGGAUUGACUAACUAUUCCGCCUAAUUAAGAACAUUGUUAUCCCUUCUUAUUUUAACGUAGACUGAAAUCCUAGCCUGCCACGGAUUUACGAAGGAUAUAUAUACGUCUUGAAAUACAAUCUUCAGAGACAUGACUGUUCAAAGAGUCAGCUACCCUCCCCGAGUCAGGGUAUUAUCUUUCCCUUGUUGCUUGUAGUAAACAGACGCCUAUCUCAAAAUUUAACAUACAUUCACAUCUCCUUUACCUAGACAGCUUAGAGAGUUGGCCCACCUGAUUUUACCUCCUGUGACUUAGUUUGAAAUGUAUGUUGAAUCAAUGGUACGAUUAUAAUAAGUCCAGCAGUCAAGCCUAGGAUCACAAGCCAACAUACUAUUUAGCGGUCUUGUUUCAAAAGCAGCUUAGAAACAAAUUAAAUAUGGAGAGUGAAUUACCUUCUUAUCCUUGGGGAUGAUGCUUCUUUUGAGUUAGUUAUUAAGGAUUAUUGCACUUUUAUAGGCACUAUAUUCAUCACCUUUCAAAUUGUAACAUGGCAUCUUCAUGGAGUAAUUUUACUCUUGAAAUGAUUAUUUUACGUAGAUUUCAUUGAAUGAAAUUGUUGCUUGUUUUGAAGGGGAAGGAUUUUGAUGUGUGAGGAGGUAUCUGCUUGGGCUUUUUCUCUGUCACGCUGUCAGAAAUGCCAACCUCAGGCAUUCAAAGAUCAUGUGUGAGGCCCCCAAAAUUAUGAGGCUGUCUUCAAAAUCAUGAGGUUUUUUUCACAGCAUAUUUUGUGUUCCUUUUAUUUGUCUUAUCAUUGCUGAGUCUUUAAGCAACACUCAAAUCAUGUUUUCAAGCUUUCCUCCAUAACCAUGAAAACUAGAAAUAUCCUUUUUUUUUAAAUGAAAGCUUGGGAUGCUCAUGCAAUUUCCUGAUACCUGCAGCUGGGUUUUCAGAAAGACACCAAAUAUUGCAAGACUCAUGAUAACAUUGUAAGAGGUGGCCUGUUAAAUGAUGUGUAGAUCAGUAUGCGUAGCACUAUGAUAAAGGGAACACACACGCUAAGGACUAACGUCUAAAAUAUUGGGGAUCCAUCAGCGCAAAAUGACAGUGCAGCAAAGUCCAAAGUGCCUGAGCAAGGUUCUUACACCUUGUUGUGGGCUUCAUUGGUCUUAAAUGGUGUGUAUGGCCUUGUACCUACUCUGAGAACAGUAUGUAUCUCCAGCCACAUGAUGUUUAAUAAGGAACUGAGGUCCAUAGAAGUAGAUGUUCUUGAGAGGAAAGCUUAGGAGAGCUACCAUAUGCCUCAUAUGGUCCCAUCAGUUGCUAGCCUGAAAUAUAGGGCUAGCUUUUUCUAGGGCACUUCUCACUCAAGAAAACUUCCUUUGCAAGUAGGGAAAGUAUGGACCCGAUUACAAAUUGCAGGAUUUGGUCCACUGUUCAUACUUUUUUAGCUUUGCUUAUUUAAAUUUAAAAAAAAAAAUUAAUCUGGAUUUUUAUUUUUUUCUAGUUGAGCUUGUCAUUUUGUUGCUAGCAUUUGGUGGCAUCCUUCCAGGCAUGUUUCUCAGAGUUGAAUUUUGCCCUCUUCUUGUUGUUGCAUGGCCUUUGGACUCUUGAUCACUUAAUAAGCUCAGUGUGUAAAUACUGAUUGUUUUAUUUAUAGAUGACCUCAUUGGAAAGAUAGGGGAGGUCUGUUGUCUUUAAAAAGACUCAAGGUCAAGGGCUUUGGUUCCUUCUUAUGAAACAAAAUGAUCGGCAUCCUAGUUUAGUACAUAAAAUGCUAACUCUGAACCUUUAGCUAGAAUUAAUUUCUGGGAUGCUUCUAAAUUAUUCUUCCCUAAAAACUUUUUGACCAACUUUUAGCUACUUUGAUGGAAAUAUUUUUGUCAUGUUGUUUUUGUGGGUAUUUAAUUCUAUUUUUUUUUAACAAAUUAUUAUUUCAGGGAAAGCAAGCUUAAAAGGCUGAAAGGCUCAGUUGCAACAAUGGGACCUUUUAAUAAAUGUUUGGAGAUGUAAGAAAAGUUCGAUUACAAGGAAGUGAGCAGUGAGCUUCCUGGAUGACGCAUUACUUUUAUGUGGUAGUGGGGAUAUUAAUGUGUCCCUCUGUAGAAAAGGGCCCUUACUCCCAGUCAGAUAAUGUGCACCAUUCUCUUGUCCCAAGCAAACUGAAGUACAGUAGAAAGCAAUGGCAUCUGCAUGGGCUUGAUCCUGCACUCAUUGAAAUCAAUGGCAAAGCUCCCAUUGACUUUCAUAGUGCAGGAUCAGGUCUUAUAUGCAUAUUCCAUCAACAUACCAUAGGGAGUAUUUGCUGUGCUUGCUCAGACCAUCGGGCCAUCCAGUAUCCUUCCUCGAGCAGUGACCAGGGCCUGACACGUCUGAGGAAGGCAAAAAAAGUCUCAAUACACCCAUAAUACUGCACAUUAAACAUAUUGUGUGCGUAUCAUCUUGCUGUGCAGGCCCCACCCACUGAGGUGCUGUUAUAGAACAUGAAAGGGCCUUUGAAUUGCUAGAAAGUCUGCCUAAUAAUAUUGUAUUUCGGUGGGCAUUUUGGAGAAGGAAAGAUUGCAAGAAAGUUUUAAAAAUAAGGGCCACUCCACCAUCCUUAUGCUCCUUGCACCAUUUGCACGUUUUACUUUAUGUAGCAUUUAAUGGUCAAAUGUGUGCCCUCUAGAGGUGAUUUUUAUAAAGGCAAAUAAAUAAGAUAAAUCAUGUUAGUACUGGAAGGGGUCCAUUUCUUGACCUCCUACACUUCCGUAACAGAAAACCUGGUUUUGUCCAGUUUUUGUACAGUGUCUAGCACAAUUGGGGUCCUGGUCCUUGACUGAGGUUCCUAGGCACUAUGAUAAUACAAAUAAUAAAUAAGAAGACCCAUAGACACAUAAACAUAUCCAGGCAUUUUGUAUUGUCUAAUAAUAUAUAGGCUAAGUGCUCAGAGCAACCAAUGUUUUCCCCUGGUUAAAGUUCAGUUAUAGUCAUGUUUCUGGGGUCUGUUACACAGCCUGUCUCCAAGUUUUACUCUCGACAGCUUUAUUUAGCUAGCACUUUUCAAAGCGGUUUGAUUUAUUUUGGGGGAGGUCUUCAGAUAACAACAUGCCUGAUUCUCAUCUCGCACCAGUUUAAAUCCAUUGAAGACAAAGGGCCUGAUUUGGCUCUCACGCAGCAUGUGACGCAACAGGUUUACACUGGCAGAAAUGAGCGCCGUUUCAAACAAAAGGAGUUAUGGACUAAACCUGGUUCUAGAUGAGAACCUUACUGUGUCAGAAGAUAGUUUAUGAGAAAUACCAUGAAGAUGACUUGUCCUUGGAAUCAGAGGAUCCAUAGAAAUAUGUAUGGCAGCUCUGUUACAUGUUCCUCAUGGUAGAAAUGUGAAGCACUGUUUAAUUAAAUUGGAAACCUACUGAAGAAGGGGUGACUUCAUGAGUGUGACUUUCUGAAUUUGACCUGUUUGUACAUCCUUGAAAAGGGGAUUUAUUAUUAUUGCUAUGCCUGAUGAAACAUGUUGGCUGUGAUAUUAUGUCAUGAGAAGGCCUUGUGCACCACAAGCUGGUCUGAUGAAUUAACCUGCCUUGCUGUGUGGCUCCGUGACACAGUGCACUAACACUGUCAUUACAGUCACUUUCUUGUAGCAAGGUCAUUUUUUCCCCCACAGAACUUCACCAAGGACUGAAUCCAGGGACCCAGAAACCAGCCCACAUAGCAGUCUGUGGCCUGGGUACCUCUGGCAUAGGUAGAUGAAGAAGCCCCACCCCCAGCCUCACCCCUCCCCCAGACUAUGGAGCAGCUGCAGAUGAUGAGGGUACUUGAACCUCCUGCCUCAUGGGGUCCCAGAGCUCAGGCUCUGAUUCUCUACAUCUACACUGCAGCUUUACAGCCCCACAGCCGUAGCCAGAUCCUGCUUGCCUCACACUGGGUCCCAUUAAUUUCAGUGAUAUUAACCAAUGAGCAAGAUGAGCAAGAUUUGUGUGUGAACCAGUUUGGGUCUUUAAAUCUACUUCACUGUAAUCUGAGUUCCACUAUAUGCAAAUUCCCUCUACUUCCCAUAUUGGGCUUAAUUCUACUCGCCAUAGCAACAGUUUGCACUGGUGGAACUUCAUUGACCUAAAUGGAGUUACUCCUGAUUUAGAGCCGUAUCAGUCAGAGAAUCAGGCUCCUAAAUGAGUUUCAUUAUAAAAAAUACUUAGGGAAAUGUUACUAAUAAUUUAGGGCUAAAAGCCACAUUACAUACUGGGGGCCAAAUGGUUCUCUGACCAACACCAGUGGCAUCUAGAGCAACUCAAAUGACUUCAGUGGAAUUCACUGGUUCAAAUUCUGUUCUUAUUUUACACUUAAUAAUGGAGUGAUUGAGAUCAACAUUGGGCUCAUUGUACCAGACCCUCAACUAGUUUAAAUCAGUUACUUCAGCGGCAGAGCUUCUAUAUCGUGAUGCCAACUUUUCCCAACCUAGCACUACAAAUUUCCCAAAUCUGGGGAAAAAUUCCCAGAGAAAGUUUUUUACAGUGCUUCUAUAUCCUGGGAAAUUGCCCCAAACCUGGGAAUUUAUGAGUAAAAUGUUUCAAAUUGGGAAUUUUCAUUCAAACAUUUUACUCAAAAAUUCCCAGAUUUGGGGAAAUUUCCCAGGCUGUAGAAGGACUGUGAAUCAGCGGAGCUACCACCAAUUUUCACUAUACCUUAGGAUCUGACGCACUGAGUUCACUUUGGUUCCUCUGGAUUUACACUGGUGGAUCUGUAAGGAGACUUGAUCUGCGACCAGCCCAUAAAUUUAUUCAGCCCCUACUUAGGUCAAAGAACUUUGACUUCAGUAGGAUAUAAGUUCUAGGUAGAUCAGCAGGGAUUUGACCUACUGGCAGGAUGCAUUUACUCCAAAAUUUUUCAAUGAACUGACUAGCUGGCAACAGCAAACACUUUCUGUUGUUCAUGAUAAACCAGAAUACAAGAUCCUCACCUGAUCUAAGUUGGUGCAGCUCUAUUGACUUCAAUGGAGCUAUUCCAAUAUACACAGGCUGAGUAUUUGGCCCAUAAACCCAAAUCUUUUUUUAUUUUUGGCCAACAUAUCUCUGUGCAGGUUAACUCCUAAAGCUUUAUCAUCACGCUUCUUGUUUAUUGACCAUGCCAAUGAAGCGAUUGUGUUUUGUCUGUAAGGAAAUGGACUUGGCAAAGCAAUGAAAUCUAGAGUACUUUGUAAAGCUGCAUUAGGCCACACAGUCUGGAAGAAGUCUCAUCCAAACCGAGAAUAACUCAACAGCUAGGGCCGUACUACAUUUUGUCUGAUGUCGUUACAGUUUUCACUCUGCGCGUCCCCCGCUGAUUUUUACAUGGGAAGUGAACAACAAUUGUAGGUUUCUGAAAAUCAUCAGCCACAUCCCCAGAUGCCUUCCGUCCAGGUAGCUGCAUUGAUGGCAAAACUGAUUUACACAGCCUGAACAGGGCCUGUCUAGUUGUACAGCCUGUGCUGUAUGAACAAAGUGCAGCUUUACAAAUAUAUACACAAGCUGUUAAACUAUUUUGAGCAUCCGAUAAUCGCUGCUAAAAGAAUAGGAGGUGAAUUUCUGCCUGCAGUCUAGUCCUGCAGAGUGUUUUGUUUUGAGCUAAAAUGCAAGAUGCAAUUUCAUUACCCCUCACUUUAAAUAUUUACUGGCAUCAGCAUUAGCUUACAUAGAAAAAUGGCAAAUACAUUCAGAUGUCUCAGAAAUCCUCGCAGUAUAAAGAUGGAAUCUGUUACUCCUGCUCAAAGGCAUUGCAGAGGGUUGAAGUGCAUUUUCUAAGCCAAAUGAGUUUUGUAUAGUUAAAAAUGAUUGAAAAUAUGUAUGAAGGGCCUGAUUCUGCAAUUCUUACUUAUACUGAGCACUUUAAUCCACAAUUAGUUCCAAUUACAUCAGUGGAGCUAACUACAAGCAGACUAAAUUACUGCUCAGCAUUAGGAUGGCAGAAUUAGGCCCUAAAUAAGUUACUCGGAUGCAAUCAGGAGUUUAAUUUUAGCCAUAUAUGUCAUGUGAGGACACGCAUAAACUCGAUGUCCAUUUUAUCCAAACUGACAGUCCCAGUAAUUCCACAGACUAUUGUAUAUUUUAUUCCUUCAUGUAUUUUUGUGGCAUCUCUGGAUUGCAUAUCUUCUACUGAAUCUGAAAUACUCUUUUAAGAAAAAAAAAAUCAAUGUUCAUGAGGCCUAGGACAUAUCAUUGCAAAGUUUGAAAACAGAUUUAAAGAUCUGGUUAGUUUUGUUUUAACUAUAAGCCAUUUUUUGGGUUGUGUUUUGACUUUAGCUGUAGCAAUCCCACGCCCAUUGUUUUUAAAAUGGUACAGUUCAGAUUAAGUUUUCUGGUUGCUGAAAAACUGAAUAAAAUGACUAAAGUAUGGGAAAAGUAAUAAUGGCAAACUAAAGGGAUGUUUGUUCUUUCUACGUGUCUUGUUUUUUACCUGCUAGUGUUGGGAUUAGUCUAGAAAAAUGUGUGAUUUUUCACCUCCAUCUCUGACUAUUGUGGCAAAACGCUCAAAUUUGUCUUUUGUGUUUGUUGGGGUUUUUUUGUUUGUUUUGGGUGGGAUUUUUUUGUAUGUGUAGAAGUAACCAAAAUAUCAGGAACAUUUAUAUACCCUCUGUUCUGGUUACUGGCCAUUAUGACAUCAUGGAGACCUCUUGGUCUUCCUACCAAAGUCAGAUUUAACUUCUACCUUGAUGUUCUUCUCAAUUAGCCAUUGAAAUUAGAUUGUAAUUUACUAAAUACCCCUUUAGCUUGCAUUCUUACUUUUGAUUUACUAUUGAACUAGCCUUUUUUGUGUAUGUGCAAAUAUCAUAUCCAUAAUCCCUGCAAUCCCACAAGGUGUCUUUGUUCUCAACAAGCAUGUUAUUCUUGUAAAGUUUUACGUAUAAGUUAAGAUGUUUUGUACAGACCAAGGUAACUGUUAAAAUGUCAAGCAAUUACUGAAAUGUUGUAUAGUUAUAAAGGUUUGAUUUCUUUUGCUUUAUAUGUAUAAAAUUGUAUCCUGCCUGUUUUGCUUUGUAUUUCCAAUGUGUUGCACAAUUAUGCAUUUUGUUUACAUUUUGUUCCUUCUUAAAUAACAGUAAUACUUUAUGUACAAACAUUUUAAAUGUACUUUUGUUGUUUUUAAACACAAUGUCUCUAUAUAAAUAAUAUUGGUUGAACUGGUACAUUUGUGUCUCUCAUAGAGGGGUUAAUUAUACUGCCAGUGCAUUGAAUUAUUUAAAAAAAACAGUAAAAUAAAAUUUUUAUGAAAAUGUAA